Pochonia chlamydosporia 170 is the source of this 927-nucleotide messenger RNA. Its product is annotated as haloacid dehalogenase. The coding region runs from base 1 to 927 and encodes 308 amino acids. The transcript has 2 exons. The record is from RefSeq and is a predicted model, not a curated record. Lineage: Eukaryota; Fungi; Ascomycota; Sordariomycetes; Hypocreales; Clavicipitaceae.
AUGCAAAGACCAGCACUAUCAAAGGCCAAGCCAAACCUCCUCCUGUGCUUCGACGCGUUCGGCACCUUGUUCAGCCCCAAAGACUCCGUUGCCCAUCAGUACGCCGAGAUUGCACGCGAAUGCGGUAUCAGCAGCUUCAGCGACGAUGAACUCCAGUCAAAUUUGCUAGUGGCUAUCAAAGAAGAAAGAAAGAAGAAUCCCAACUAUGGGCAGGCGACGGGGCUUGGUGCGACUGGAUGGUGGACAAAUGUGAGUAUAAUCCAAAAGACCUUCAAGCCACUCUUACAGAACAACCAAGCUUUACCCCCAACCUUGGUCCCCAAACUGAUGCACCGAUUCUCAUCAAAUGAAGGAUACACAGCCGAGGACGGCCUUGUUACCACACUAAGAGCCUUUCGCCAGCAAAGACACCCGCAGUUUGACAACGUUGUAAUUGGCGUAGUCACCAACUCAGACGACAGAGUGCCGAGCAUUCUGUCUUCGUUUGGACUAAACGUCAGUCCCCUGCGGUACGGCAUGACAAACGAGCCGGCUACGACCUCAGAGGCAUAUGACAUUGACUUUCACUGCAUGUCCUAUGAUGUAGGCGUCGAAAAACCGGAUAAGAAAAUCUUCAACGCCGCCGAGCUCAUGUUGGCCCGUGUUAUGACUUCCCGAAGUGGAAAGACUCCAACGGCAACUGAGUUGGAGAGUUGGCAGAAAGUGUAUGUUGGUGACGAGUAUGCCAAAGAUGUUGUUGGGUCUACUCGCGCGGGCUGGAAUGCGGUACUGCUUGAUGUUGAUGGGAAGGCUUCGGAUAUUACUCGUCUAGAGGAAUGCCGGCCGAGGCGUCUCAAUGAGCUGUUUUCGGAUCAUGCCGUUGUUAGGGUUCGCUCGUUACGGAGCCUGGCUGAGUGGAUGAUGGGUACGGAAUUGGGGGGAAAGUAG